UACGGUUCAAUCUUGAUAUGAUCUUAUUGGCAACGGCUGACUUUUUGCCUGAAAAUAAGCUUGGGCAAGGUGGAUUUGGAACUGUCUAUAAGGGGACACUACUUAACGGGAAAGAGAUAGCGGUGAAGAGAUUAGCCAGAGGUUCAGAAGGAGAUAUAGAGUUUAGAAAAGAGGUUUUACUCUUGACAAGACUCCAGCAUAAGAAUCUGGUUAAGCUGCUUGGUUUCUGUAAUGAAGGAGAUGAAAAGAUUCUUGUCUACGAGUUUGUCUCCCACUCAAGUCUUGACCGCUUUAUCUUUGAUGAGGAAAAGCGUUCACUUCUUACGUGGGAAGUGAGGUUUAAAAUUAUAGAAGGCAUUGCUCGAGGUCUUGUUUAUCUCCAUGAAGAUUCUCAGCUGAAGAUUAUUCACCGAGACUUGAAGACAAGCAACAUCCUUUUAGAUGCAGAGAUGAAUCCAAAAGUUGCAGAUUUUGGGACAGCGAGGCUGUUUGAAACCGAUGAAACUCAAGCUGAAACAAAACGAAUAGCUGGAACUCGUGGAUAUAUGGCUCCUGAAUACCUGAACCAUGGGCAAAUAUCAGCUAAAUCUGAUGUAUUUAGCUUCGGUGUUGUGCUUCUAGAGAUGAUAAGUGGUCAAAGAAAUAAUAGCUUUGAAGGAGAAGGAAUUGCACUUUUUGCAUGGAAGAGAUGGGCUGAAGGAAGGCCUGAGGUUAUAAUUGAUCCUUUAUUGGUGAAAAAUUCUAGUGUCGAGAUCAUUAAGCUGAUCCAGACUGGUUUGUUGUGUGUUCAAGAGAACGCAACAAAUAGACCAACAAUGAGCUCUGUAAUGGUUUGGCUUGGCAGUGAGACCAUCACCAUUCCCUUGCCUAAGGCUCCUGCUUUCACAGAGAGUCAUUCUCAAUCUGAAGAAGGUGCAAUGUCCAUGAGCAAUGUCUUCACAGAAUUGAGUUCUCGUUGAGUUAUCAAUUGUGUUAAAUUAUAUGUUGUUUGAAGGUGUGACAAAGAUUCUAAUUGAAUUUAAUUG
Brassica oleracea var. oleracea is the source of this 1025-nucleotide messenger RNA. Its product is annotated as putative cysteine-rich receptor-like protein kinase 39. The record is from RefSeq and is a predicted model, not a curated record. NCBI's taxonomy places the organism in Eukaryota, Viridiplantae, Streptophyta, Magnoliopsida, Brassicales, Brassicaceae. Gene Ontology annotation, biological process: protein phosphorylation. Gene Ontology annotation, molecular function: protein kinase activity; ATP binding.